This is a messenger RNA of Chelonia mydas (Green sea turtle), 1917 nucleotides long. RefSeq names its product zinc finger and SCAN domain-containing protein 29-like. The transcript is spliced from 2 exons. The record is from RefSeq and is a predicted model, not a curated record. The coding region runs from base 781 to 1575 and encodes 264 amino acids. Gene Ontology annotation, cellular component: nuclear body. Gene Ontology annotation, biological process: positive regulation of DNA-templated transcription. NCBI's taxonomy places the organism in Eukaryota, Metazoa, Chordata, Testudines, Cheloniidae.
UCUGCUUCUGAAGUUUUGACAGGUGUUAACUUUUUGCUUCUGAGCAAUACAGAGGAUGCAGUUUGUGUACAGUAACCACACAUUUCAGUUUUUCACAUGAUUUCAGGUGGACCAACACUCUUCCCCGCCCCCCCACACCCACUCCCCAAAACUUCCAGGAUACUGACAUGUGCCAGUUUUUCAUUUUAUCAAAAAUGACUGGGGGUUUUUUGUUUGCAGUUAUUUAAAAAACAAACAAGCAACCAAACUAUUUAAGAUAUAUUGCUACAAAGAGAAGAAUAUGCUCUCUGUUUACCAGGGACAGUCGCUAGUGCAGUGAGUGCUUAGUGUCAUUAGCAGGGACUGAAGUGAAGUGAAGAGAAAAGCAAAGCUGAAUAAGUAUAGACAUUACCAAAGCUGCUUUUUUAUUUUGCUUCAAAUGCAUGUCAGUGACACCCACUCAGCAUUUCAUGUUAAACAUAGAUACUAAGUUACUGGAGGAAAACCCUCUUUAUGCUGAGAAAUUCACACAUGUUGCUGCUGAGUCAGAAGCCAGGCAGUCAACACCUGCAGACAUUUAGGGCUUGGCUACACUUGCAAGUUAAAGUGCAUUAAAUCAGCUCCGGGCGCCAUAACUCCUGAGGUGUCCACACUGGCAAGGCACAUAGAGCACCCGGACUCUGCGGCUGGAGCACUCCUGGAAAUCCACCUCCACGAGAACAGAGCUUGCUGUGCCCCGGCGCCAGUGUGGAUGCCCUGGUCUAUAAUGCACUCUGAUCAGCCUCCAGGAAGUGUCCUGCAAUGCCUGUUCUAGCCACUCUGGUCAUCACUUUGAAUUUUACUGCCCUGCCCUCAGGUGACCAACUGUCAGACCCGCCCUUUAAAUUCUCUGGGAAUUUUGAAAGUCCCCUUCCUGUUUGCUCAGCAAGGCAUGGAGUGCUCGCCGCAUCUGUCCAGAUGACCUUGCCUCCACCCGCUAGGCGAUCCCCAGUAUGGAGCAAUGGCGAGGUGCUGGACCUCAUCAGUGUUUGGAGGGAGGAAGCUGUCCAGUCCCAGCUGCGCGCCAGCCGUAGGAAUUACGAUACCUACGGGCAGAUAUUAAGGGCCCUGAUAGAAAGGGGCCAUGACUGGGACACACUGCAGUGCAGGGUUAAAGUGAAGGAGCUGCGGAACACCUACCACAAAGCGCAGGAGGCAAACAGCCACUCCGGUGCUGCCCCCGUGACCUGCCGGUUCUACAAAGAGCUGGACAAGAUACUUGGGGCCAACCCCAGCUCCACUCUGAAGAACGCAUGGGACACUUCAGAGGCUGUGGCAGCCCAGAGUGCAAAAAGGCAGGAGGAGGAAAGCGGGAGCGAGGGUGCUGAGAAGGAGAGGAACCCAGAACCAGAGGAUGGCCCAGCAUCCAUAGAUGCAUGCAGCCAGGAGCUGUUUUCAAGCCAGGAAGAAGAUGCAACCUUGAGAUCCCAGCCGUCCCUGUUAUCAAUGGCUGAAAUCCUGCAAAGACUCAGGAAGCGGCCGCAAAGAAGCAAGGAAGACCUUCUGCAUGAAGUCAUGCAGCUGUCCCUUACUGAAAAUCAAAAGCUACAGAAGUAGUGGGAGACCAAAAGGAGGGUCCACCAGGAGAAUGCGGAUCACCAGCAACAAACCACAGAGCAGCACCUAAGCAUUAUGGAGCGCCAAGUGGAUUUGAUGCAGGCGCUCGUAGCUCUGCACACGGAGUAGAUCCGCACCUACCCACCCCUGCAGCCCUUGUCCCAGAACUCUUUCCCUUGCACCCCCCAUGUCACCGCCAAGCCAGUUUCCCCAACAUCCUGUUUCUUAUCACCACCAGCUGCCUCCAACACCUGUAGCUUCACCGCCCAGCCCUGCAGACUACAAUCCUUACCCACUGCACUCAACCCCCAUCACCAUGCAUUUUAGCCAGCCUGCAGUGCA